This is a messenger RNA of Penaeus indicus, 1016 nucleotides long. RefSeq names its product U-scoloptoxin(11)-Sm5a-like. The transcript has 4 exons. The coding region runs from base 279 to 992 and encodes 237 amino acids. NCBI's taxonomy places the organism in Eukaryota, Metazoa, Arthropoda, Malacostraca, Decapoda, Penaeidae. The record is from RefSeq and is a predicted model, not a curated record.
GUGCUCGGCUCAGACCCCACUAACAGACACGCAGGGACAGAGGAAGCCCGUCUUCGCUCUCGCUCGCCCCUCGCGCCCUUCGCCCUCCCUGCUCUCUGGACACGCGAGGUGAAGUCGCCAUGGCCGGUCCUGCUCUCUGUUAGUGCCAGGCCCUGGUGUUUGAGCGGCGGCGGGAUAUAAAAAAACAAAAAACAAAAACAAAACAAAACAUAAAAAAAACAAAAACGGCAACAAAGAUUUCCGGCAAAACGUGUGACUGUGGUCGUGGUAAACCAAACAUGGGGCUGAGCGUGAUGUUGACCCUGUGCCUGGUGCCCCUGGCACUGCUGGCGACGCUGCCCCCUGCCCUCGCGUCCCCUCUGGUGGCGGGCAACGUGGCCACCAACGAACUCAUUGAAUCUCCCCCGCAGGAAGAGACCGACCUAGCCUACUGCCGAAGUGGAUCCGUCUGCGGGUAUCUCCAGGUCAACGUGUACGGAGUCAACGCCAAACAAUUUUGCCGGUGCCCGAGCAUAGCCGGGGCAUGCGGUCUCCACUGGGAUCCGCAAGAUGGCCGCUCCGUCACCAUGGGCUCGGAGCAGUUCAAGUUCUGUGGACCCCCGUCGCCCCUACAUGUCUGCGGGCGUGACGAACCAGCCUACUCCGCCGCCUUCAUCUUCGACAGUGCCACUUUUUCGAUGUCAGGAGAGCAGCACCGUCUCCACUGCUACUGCCCGCCGCCCAUGACCCACGUGCGCGCCGAUAUGGUCGAGGACGUGGUGGACGGGGAGCUCAUUAUGGCCACCGUGCAUGCCUGCUCAAGGCUCCCGACGUGCACGGAAGAGACACCAUGUAAGGAGGUGACCAUCGCCUCUGGCACUGCCCUGGUCUACCCGAAGUGCCGGUGCCCAAGAGAACUCUCGUGCCCUACCCUUGGCACUUCCGUCACCCCGCACACCAACAGCUACCCAGGGGGCUCAGCAUACUCGGUGUUCUGCCAGCGGCGUUUCUAAUCGCGUCCUCUCCAGCUGAUGAUU